Messenger RNA from Kogia breviceps (pygmy sperm whale), 4912 nucleotides. RefSeq names its product amyloid beta precursor protein binding family A member 1 (gene APBA1). Lineage: Eukaryota; Metazoa; Chordata; Mammalia; Artiodactyla; Physeteridae. The record is from RefSeq and is a predicted model, not a curated record. Gene Ontology annotation, molecular function: protein binding; amyloid-beta binding. Gene Ontology annotation, biological process: chemical synaptic transmission. Gene Ontology annotation, cellular component: plasma membrane; cytoplasm; dendritic spine.
AUGAACCACUUGGAGGGGACCGCGGAGGUGGAGGUGACGGAUGAGGCGGCAGGCGGGGAGGUGAACGAGUCGGUGGAGGCCGACCUGGAGCACCCGGAGGUGGAGGACGAGCAGCAGCAGCACUAUGCGGGCCGCCCCCCGCGCGGCCGUGCCGUCGAGGACCUCCGCGCCCAGCCCGGGCCGCAGCAGCAGGAGGAGGAGGAGCGCGGGGAGUGCCUGGCGCGCUCCGCCAGCACGGAGAGCGGCUUCCACAACCACACGGACACGGCCGAGGGCGACGUGAUCGCCGCAGCGCGCGACGGCUACGACGCCGAGCGCGCGCAGGACCCCGAGGACGAGAGCGCGUACGCAGUGCAGUACCGGCCCGAGGCCGAGGAGUACACGGAGCAGGCGGAGGCCGAGCACGCCGAGGCCACGCACCGCCGCACGCUGCCCAACCACUUGCACUUCCACUCGCUGGAGCACGAGGAGGCCAUGAACGCUGCCUACUCGGGCUACGUCUACACGCACCGGCUCUUCCACCGCGGAGAGGACGAGCCCUAUGCCGAGCCCUACGCAGACUACGGGGGCCUCCAGGAGCACGUGUACGAGGAAAUCGGGGACGCACCCGAGCUGGACGCGCGCGACGGCUUGCGGCUGUACGAGCAGGAGCGAGACGAGGCGGCCGCCUACCGCCAGGAGGCCCUGGGCGCGCGGCUGCACCACUAUGACGAGCGCUCCGACGGCGAGUCCGACAGCCCCGAGAAGGAGGCCGAGUUCGCGCCCUACCCGCGCAUGGACAGCUACGAGCAGGAAGAGGACAUCGACCAGAUCGUGGCCGAGGUCAAGCAGAGCAUGAGCUCGCAGAGCCUCGAUAAGGCGGCCGAGGACAUGCCCGAGGCCGAGCAGGACCUGGAGCGCGCCCCCACCCCGGGCGGGGGCCGCCCGGACAGCCCCGGGCUGCAGGCGCCAGUGGGGCAGCAGAGGGCGGCUGGCGGCGAGGCGGUGCAGCGGUACAGCAAGGAGAAGAGGGAUGCCAUCUCGCUGGCCAUCAAGGACAUCAAGGAGGCCAUCGAGGAGGUGAAAACCAGGACCAUACGUUCGCCUUAUACCCCCGACGAGCCCAAAGAGCCCAUCUGGGUCAUGCGCCAGGACAUUAGUCCCACCAGGGAUUGUGACGACCAGAGGCCGGUGGAUGGAGAUUCCCCGUCUCCUGGCAGUUCCUCACCCCUGGGUGCAGAGUCUUCGAGCACACCCCUUCAUCCCAGUGACCCCACGGAAGCCUCCACGAAUAAAGAGUCAAGAAAAAGCUUGGCUUCAUUCCCAACCUACGUCGAAGUUCCUGGACCUUGUGACCCUGAGGACUUGAUCGAUGGAAUCAUUUUUGCUGCCAAUUACCUUGGCUCCACCCAGCUUCUCUCAGACAAAACCCCCUCCAAAAACGUGCGCAUGAUGCAGGCCCAGGAAGCAGUAAGCAGGAUCAAGAUGGCCCAGAAAUUAGCCAAAAGCAGGAAGAAGGCUCCUGAAGGUGAGUCUCAGCCAAUGACUGAAGUGGAUCUCUUCAUUUCUACCCAGAGAAUCAAAGUAUUGAACGCCGACACGCAGGAGACGAUGAUGGACCACCCUCUGAGGACCAUUUCCUACAUUGCAGACAUCGGGAACAUCGUUGUGCUGAUGGCCCGCAGGCGGAUGCCCCGCUCCAACUCGCAGGAGAACGUGGAAGCCUCCCACCCAUCCCAGGAUGGAAAAAGGCAGUACAAGAUGAUCUGCCACGUCUUUGAAUCUGAGGACGCUCAGCUGAUUGCACAGUCCAUCGGGCAGGCAUUCAGCGUGGCAUACCAGGAGUUCCUCAGAGCCAACGGGAUUAACCCCGAAGAUCUCAGCCAGAAGGAAUACAGUGACCUGCUCAACACCCAGGACAUGUACAACGACGACCUGAUCCACUUCUCCAAGUCGGAAAACUGCAAAGAUGUCUUCAUAGAGAAGCAGAAAGGGGAAAUCCUAGGUGUGGUGAUUGUGGAGUCUGGCUGGGGAUCCAUCUUGCCAACCGUGAUCAUAGCCAACAUGAUGCACGGAGGCCCAGCGGAGAAAUCGGGGAAGCUGAAUAUUGGGGACCAGAUCAUGUCCAUAAAUGGCACCAGCCUGGUGGGCCUGCCUCUGUCGACCUGCCAGAGCAUUAUUAAGGGCUUGAAGAAUCAGGCCCGGGUCAAGCUGAAUAUCGUGAGGUGUCCCCCAGUGACCACCGUGUUGAUCAGGAGACCAGACCUUCGCUACCAGCUGGGGUUCAGUGUCCAGAACGGAAUCAUCUGCAGCCUCAUGCGAGGGGGAAUCGCGGAGAGAGGAGGUGUCCGCGUGGGACAUCGCAUCAUUGAAAUCAACGGGCAGAGCGUGGUCGCCACCCCACAUGAGAAGAUCGUGCACAUCCUCUCCAAUGCUGUUGGGGAGAUUCACAUGAAGACGAUGCCGGCUGCCAUGUACAGACUGCUGACGGCCCAGGAACAGCCCGUCUACAUCUGAGGCCAUGCCCUCCCUGGGCAGCAUGCAUGGAGGACUCUCCUCACUUGUGGUUGUGUUUCUCGUGCUGCAUCUGUGUGCCCGCUGAGACAUUCCCCUCUCAUACCCAGCACUCGGUUUGACACAGGAGGAAAAGAAUCCACAGAGACCUCCUCCUCUGUUCUCUGUCUCUCUCUAGUUUGGUUUUUUUUUUUGUUUGUUUUUAACACCAGGGAAGUUUUGUAUGCACUCCCUUGAGGCUGGAGAGCAGCCAGGAUCCACCCAGGAUCUUCCCAGGACCAUCCUGAAGGGCCCUUGGGGGUCCGUGAAGAGGGUUGUCACCGCUCAGAAAGAAUCUUCCCUUCCCAAGAGGUGCAGACCUCUUAGAAGGAGCUCCUAGGGGUGGUGAAGAAGCCGAUUCAGCAGUGCCUACCAUCCAACCGCUGAUCUCUGCUCUCCUCCAGUCAGUUUAUGGGAAUAUGGUAGUAACAGGGAGGACCAGCCCAUGUCUUUACGGAUAUGCCUGCCCACCGUGUACGUGGGGCAUCAUACGUUAUUUCUGCCCAGAAUUUCUGAGCCAACCUUAUGACUCUUCUAUAGCUAGUGUUAGUUUCAACAUAAUUGUUUUCUAAUGCAAACCUUUUCACCCAGGAUAGAAGGGGAACUGCCGUGGACAAGAAUACCUUCGUGUUGCAGAGAACUGGGCGAUUCCCAGGGCAUCCGUGGCUUCCCAAGGUUACCAGCCAUUAGCUAAACACAGGCAGGUGCUUCCUGCCGCCUCCUACAUCACACGUACGUACACAGUCCCACUUGCGUGUAUUUCAGCCUUCCCUCCUCCCUGCCGCCAGUGAGGCACCCAGAGCCCCUGGAAAAACCCACGUCACCUCCCUGUGAGGCCCCUUCCCCCAGCAGGUGAGGCCUGCAGGGACUGGGGAGCCCUGUCUGGAGAGAGCUGCCCCUCUGAGGCUGAGGCCCGGCCCUGCCGGCACCUCCUUGGCUAGAAGUGUCCUGGUGCACUCCCCUCGCGCCUACAGCCGGACACACACAUCCCACACUGGGAGUCUGGGAGCGAUGGACUGUUCCCCUUGAAGAUGAGGCCGGGUGGAAUCGUGUUAUGCUUACUGGCCCAAGGUGGGACCAGCCUUGUUCUCUGCUCAGGAGCAUGAGGCAGGAUGUGACAUUUGAGAGUCCAGAACAGUAUAUAAACCACAAAACUAAGGGGACAAUCAUGACCUCAAGCGAUGCCUAAGAAUCCCCAAAUGUGUUCCAGAAACAUCUUGCUGCCUCAUGGGCCUAAGAAAGCUUUUAUUUGGUGUGGAACGUUACGUGUUUUAUCAGGUGCCUCAUGUCCAUGGGUUUUUGUCUCAAUUUGGUGCAGAUGUUUUAGUAAUAUCAUGAUUCUGAGCCAGUUUUCACUUACUCUUGGUCCAAAGAGCAUUUUGUUUUCAUGUGGGUGGGGUGUGGCUUGCUUUGGUUUUUGUUUUGUUUUGCUCGUGACCUCUGCAAAGACAGGGGAAGAGAAACUAAUAUAUUUUGUGAUAUUAAUAUAGUCCCUGUUUUCAACAUCUGCGUUAUUUAUGUGUCCGUGGAAAUAAGAACACGGCGAGCACGUGUUGGAUAGUAUGGAUUUAUACGUCGAAUGGAGGGAUUUCAGGGAGGGAGAAAGUGAAUAUGAAAAGAUUGGGAGCAAGAUACUUGCGCCAGAGAGCUGUGUGGUUAGUGCCCCCGGGAUCUCUGUGCCAUCUUGUGUUUUCUGCUUAGAGUCAGGAAAGCCAGUGGUUUCAGCGGCGUCAGUGGCUGGACUCCCAGUGUGACCGUGGGACAGGCCCUGCUGAAGAGUGGCUGUGCUGCCUGCAUGUCCCCUUUAGGAAGGGGCUGCCCCUUCUCCAAGGGUCCAGGCUAGGCAGUCUGGGACCCCUGGAUGACUUUCGACGACACUUAGCCGAAUGCUGCUGGGAGACCAGCCCCAAGGCUGACCCACUGCAAACGUGAGGAGCCGGGAACCUCAGCUCCAUUUACCAAACCGUAGUGUCUGAUGACACAUAAUUAAAGAUGAAAGAGUCCUAAGUUCAUCUUUCCUUUGCCAGAAGGAGCGGGUAAAACAGGAAUGAAGCAUUCUGGGUGGUAUUUACAGGCAUGAGGAGCCUUGGGAAGUCACUGGAGAGAGAGGCUCAUGCCAUCUGCUCCCGGGGUGACCGCUUGAGCUGCCUGCUCGAGGGCCCAUUCCGAGCCACCGCAAUCGGCCAAGGGACGGGAACCCCACCAGCACGUCCCUGGGCAGCCUCCCACGUAAUUACAUAUGGCUCUUCACCCAAAGGAGAGAAGAGACAGAAUGUACUUUCUAUUGCUACUGCACAAAAGUCUUGGGAAGUUGGACAGGUUGUGAAAAGGCCAGUUUGGUGAACUCUCCUAGAAGGCUAACAUUUUAGCAUAAAUUAUC